Molecule: messenger RNA, 1924 nt
Organism: Homarus americanus (American lobster)
Lineage: Eukaryota; Metazoa; Arthropoda; Malacostraca; Decapoda; Nephropidae
Product: transcriptional regulator ATRX homolog
Exons: 7
Coding region: 257-1684 (475 amino acids)
Source: RefSeq, a predicted model, not a curated record
AUGGAUGUUGUCUAUAGCGCUGUACGGGAGUCUCUGCGCUCUUGUUCAGACCCAUCAGUCGAAGGACCACGUGAGAACCAUAACAACAACACAUGGAACAAGCUUAGCAACUUUGUAGAUUUUUAAGCGGAGAAUGAUAUGCUAAGGGUAAGAGCAUAAUGUACUGUAAGUGGUGAAGAAGAAGUUAACCAUAGCUGCAGUAAAACAUCCAGGGUUAAGAACAUUGUGAAGGCUAUAGUUAGAAGACACCAGCAGAAUGGGCAAGAAGAAUAAAACUGUAAAAAGCCAUGGGGAAAAUUCAGUAAAGGAAGUCGGGAGUGAGAUACAAGAUGAAGGAAUGGAUGAGGAGGUGAUUGGUGCAGUAGAGGAAGGCAGACAUAAAAAGAAAAAGGUUGGAAAGAAUAAAUCAGUAAAGGAGUUGAAGGAGAAGAAGGUUAAGGACUCAGUUACUGGACCACUCAAGAGAAAGAUUGAAAAUGGAAAUGUGACUGAGGCUUCUGGAGACACUCAGCCCAAGAAAAAGAAAAGUAAAAAAGAUGGAAAAAAAUCCACACAAGACAGUAAAAAAGAAGAGAAGGUUGAAAAGACAAAAAAGAAAAAAAAGGCAAUAAUUAACCAAAACGAAGAGAAACGGAACUUGAAAAUCCCACCAAGUGGAAAGCCAGCGGUGAAGUUUGAUUUGCAUUUUGAAGAGAACGAUUUGAUGACCAAUUGCUCAGGUGUUUGGAUAUUGAGGGAAGAUGUUGAGAAGCUGCAGCAAUUUAAGGCUUCCUUGCAGGAUAAAAAUGAAGAAUCGAAAAGGAAAUUGAUUAUGUUUAAAAAGAGGAAAUUUGGAAGUAAAUUGAAGAAGAAGCUGAUUCAGGAAAUAAAGAAGAUGAAUGAGGAUCAAGUAUCUACCCCUACCCCCACCCCUACCCCCACCCCCACCCCCUCUCCCUCCAAGCAGGAACUCGUUCCACUCAUAUUUGAAGAGAACCACAUGAUGACCAUGUAUGAAGAUGUCUGGGUGCUGAAAACUGCUAUUCCAAAAUUAGAAGCAAUUGCUUUAAGAAAACUAAAGCAGAUUCAUGGAGCUCGAACUGGUGACAACAUGAAUGUAGAACUUACAGCGAAGGAACAAAGUGUUUAUGAUAGUUUCAUGAAGAAGCAGAAACGCUCUGAGAAUAAAAGGUUGAGGAUGCUAUUGAUCAAGAAUGGGAGAAGACAGGCCUGGGAGGAACUUCGAGCUUCACAGAGCACCAAUGGUAAAGUGCAGAAGCGUAAAAAAAAGCAACCGGGGAAGUACCUCAACAUUGACUAUGCUAAUGACCCAAACAUUACCAAAUAUAAUGGAUUUUAUGUCAAGAAAGAAGCCGUGAAAUUGUUGGAUGAUUUGAAAGACCAGCUAAUUUUAAAGGGGAUUCCUGAAAAGGAGUGGAAAAAACAACUGAAACUGGCCUCACGAAAGCAAGAGCGGCUGAUGAAGACGGCCUCACGACAGCAGGAGCGUCUGAUAAAGAAAGAGAGAGAAUCAACUGUUGCCUCUGACUUGACCAAGCCCACUGUUAACGAAGUUGGGGAAAAUGUCUACCAGAAAGAAGAGUCUUUGUCAGGUGUAGCUGUUGACGAUGGUGAAAAUACUGUGGAAACACCAAAGAAGAAAAAGGACAAGAAGCAGGCGAAAAAAGCUAGCAGAGUAGGUUAGCUGGUGCCGUCUUGGAGGAGAAUAUGAACCUACUGAGAAGAUAGAAAAUCUGAAAUAGAAAGGUAGAGAAAAGUUGAUGCAAGAGACUCAGUCUGAGUAUAGUCCCUGAGUAAAAGAAAAAGAUGGGUGAGAACGUAGAAGUGCAAGAACGAGAAAUAAAUGUGGAAAAGAACAGCAGGUUGAGAGCGUGCCACCACAGGGAAUUACUGUAUCAAAAAAUAAAUGACAUAGACGCAAAAA